AGGAGGCUGCAGAUCGCGGCGGAUCCUCAGACCCAGAGGCAGCAGCUGCAUCUCGUCCUCCUCCUCCAGUCUUCACCACCCCCGGGGCACCGAGCAGGGGCGACUCUACCCAGCGGCGGGUGGGGGGCAAACGUGCAACAUGCCGGCUGAACAGCUCCAGCCGGGUCCGGUGUUGGUUCUUCCACCUCUGGGGGGAUUUACGCGGACGAGCGGACAGGAGACUCCUGAUGGAUCCGAAGUGCAGAGAGCUCUAAGUUGGAAAACUUCCCACCCGGAGCAGCUUUUUGUGUUUUGAUGUACGCGCUGCGGUGGAGGAGAUCACCCCGGGCAUCUGCUGCCGCUGCUGCUGCCGCCGCUCGCCGCUGCGCACCGUGACGCGCCGGGGUAGCGCGGCGAGGACCCCCACCGAGCAGCUUCACCCGGAGAGUCCGGGGAGGGAAACAAAAAACCUGCUUAAAAAUCUCCUCCACUCUGGAUUUGUCGCCUCAGGCUCGCGUGUGGUUUCGUAUCCCGGAGAUGCCACCUGUCUCUCGCCUCCGUCCGCCUCUGGAUCGGGUUGGGAUGGAUGUGGCAUCGUGAGGAAGGCACCAGCUUGCGGAUAAUCACCAGUUUGGACUUUUUUUUUUUGGCUCCCGGUGCGGCUCGCGGCUCUCCCUCAUGCAGCUCCUCCGGCUGGCCUGGGCUCUGGCUGCCUCUGCGGUCUGCUUUCUGCUCCUCCUGCUCCUCCACAACCAGAUCCUGAGAGAAGGUCAGCUGGCUGCAGGGACCUGUGAGAUCGUCACCCUGGACCGGGACAGCAGCCAGCCGAGGAGGACCAUCGCCCGACAGACGGCCCGCUGCGCCUGCAGGAAGGGGCAGAUCGCCGGGACGACACGAGCCAGACCGGCCUGCGUCGACGUUCGUAUCGUCAGGAGUCGACAGUGGUGUGAGAUGACUCCAUGUUUGGACGAUGAAGGUUGUGAUCUCCUGGUCAAUCAGUCGGGCUGGACCUGCACGCAACCAGGAGGCCGAGUCAAGACCACCACGGUCUCCUGACAGCGGCGGCGAGGACAGACGCCCAGAGAAAGGCCGGUUCCCAUUGUCCAUCGCCCGUCAUCACUGAGCGGAGCAUCUGCCGCUGCUGCUGGCGACCAAUCAUCAGCCACUAUCAGGGGCGUCGGCGCUCGUUGCUUAAUUCAUGGGUGAACUUGUGGAAGCUGAAGUUCUUUCUGGGAAGAAAGUGACUCGGUUUGUUCUCCAGGAGAUUUGAGCGGGGGGGUAUGGCGAGCUACAGGAUCUGUUUCUUUUGUUUGGCACCAAACUCUGUUUCGUUUUUACAGACCAAAGAUGAACAGAGCCAACGACGAGACGUUUUAGCGGGGUGGGGACUUUCAGAACUCCUCCGCAUCGGCAUAUUCAUGUAAAGAAAUGAAAACAUUGUGAUAUAUAAGUGACUUAACUGAGCAAAGUAAUAUUGUAUACGAGUUGAUAAAACAUGUAUCUGUAUGAGGAGAAGCUGUUGAUGUUUCUGUUGGCACCGUCCAGCUGUUCAUGCGCUGAACAUCAGGCUGGUGGAGAAGGUAAAAAAAAAAAAAUUACAUCAGACAUUUUUAUGAUAAGAAAAUAAAACUUUGUGCACUUUUAGCAGACGUCUAAAGACAUAUUUUAAAGUUUAGAGGCAGAAAUCUGUCAGUAAAUCAGGGCAGGAAUACUGUUGUGGUGACCGUGAGAUUGCCAACAAUUUACCUGCUAACAUGUUAGCAUGUUAGCAUGCGGAUGUUAGCAUUUACCUCAAAGUACACCUGUGCCUAAACACAGUAUCACAGUGCCACUAGCAUGGCUGCUAGACUCUUACAACCCUAUCUUACACCCAAGCACGACUCAAGAGUCUUUGCUAGUUUCAGACUGACGCAGAUGUCUUUUCCCCUCUAGAACCCACAUUGUUUAAAGGACCAGUCUGUAACUUUUACAGGGAUCAAGUGGCAGAAAUGGAAUAUAACAUACAUAAGUAUGUUUUUAUUGGUGUAUAAUCACUGAAAACAGAUAGUCAUUGUGUUUUUGUUCACCAAGAAUGAGCCAUCUAUAUCUGCAUAGGGAGCGGGUCCUCUUCCACGGAGUCCACCAUGAUUCUACAGUGGCCUGGAAUGGACAAACUGAACUCCUUUCCUGCUUUUAUGUUGACACUGCAGCAUGACACUGCAUCUAAAUAAAAUCUCUAAAUACUGUUCAAUAAACGAACAUCUUCACUUGAGAGACUAGUCGAUGGCGUAGUCGACACCAUUUUGUCACCUGACGGCCACCGUAGCCUCUCUGACUCACUUGGAAAGGGAGAGGUGAGGUCGCAAUCUGCAUUCUCACCACUAGAUGUCACUAAAUCCUACACACUGCUCCUUUAAAUCCACUUGCGCCCAUCUGAGCACCAUUUGGAGCUUUGUUGUAUUGCUGUCUUCCAACUGACCAACAAAAACCUGAUCUGAAGUCAGUGGUGCAGUAUUUCAUUGUUAUUUUAGGGUGUAUUAUCAAGAUGGUAAUAUGCACCGACAUUUUCAGAUGCUGAUCUGCUCGGACGCCUUGACUUUGUGCACGAACAGAUCCAUUUCCUCUGCAAAGAAGUGUUAGCAAGACACCAAGGUGCAAGUGCAGCUGGCUUUUAAAGGGAAUGGGAGAUGGCACUCUGAUUUGUUUUUUUGCAUGUUACACCCAAAAUACAUCCGUGAUUAAUUAAGAGACCACAGUACAACCCUUUUGAACCAUACACCUGGUGUUGCGACCUUUUUUUCAGAUGUUAAACCAGCAAAACUGGAUUCGGACAUGUUCAAAUGCACCUGCUCCAUGUGCUCUCGUGGUUAAAAUAGAGCCCUGUUGAGUCGUCUCUGAUGAGUUGAUAUAAAUAACAAUUUACACUUUUCCCAACUUUAAAAUAUUCUCCAAGGUGUUUGUUAUCAGUGUGCAAAGUUUCUGCCUCUUCUCCACCAGACUACUUUAUGCAUUACAUCAGAUUUUACAUUUUCCAGUGCCACAUAUUUGGACAACGUGCAAGUCAGCAUGGCCGGUUUUAAACGAAACACCGAGCAAAAUCAUUUCACACUAGAAGCCAAGCUGUCGUGUCUGUUUGAGGGGGAGUGUGGGUAAAGAAGCAUUAAAUGUAUUUUCAAAAGCCUAAAGUUCUAUAUUUAACAAUUUUAUAUGUUGUAUCUUUGUAGAAAACCUUAUUUAACAUUUCAUGUUGCUCGACGUUCACUGGGUUCACAGCCAGCGGCAGUGAUGUUGCCGCUGUCGAAGCUCGCUCACGAUUUCUGACAGUUUCUCAGCAGGGAUGAGGGAGAAUUUUAUGAUUUCACUUUCUGAUAAGUUGCUCUUUUAAAAAGUGUUUAUAACUUGUGACUAACGUUUUAUUAAGAACCUGAAUUAAAGACGAAUCAGGUGUCGUAUUGGAGGAUAAACACCAGUCAUAAUUAUUUUUUAAUAAAGCCGUUAAUUACAAGUUAUAAACCUAUUUUUAUGAGAAAGUGGCAUUGGGUUCUCCUUCAGUUAUUGUAGGUAAUGUACACCAAAUCUCAGAAUGCAGUGUGUCUGUAGGUCAUUGCCUUAGUCUCCAUCAGCCGGAGGAGAUGAACUCACCUUUUCUGUUUUGAUGCGCCGCUGUUCUGAACCAUGUUUUUCAUUAAACUGAAAACACAAGUUCAACUAUC
Messenger RNA from Lates calcarifer (barramundi perch), 3671 nucleotides. Its product is annotated as chemokine-like protein TAFA-5. Gene Ontology annotation, molecular function: receptor ligand activity; G protein-coupled receptor binding. The transcript has 4 exons. Gene Ontology annotation, biological process: G protein-coupled receptor signaling pathway. The record is from RefSeq and is a predicted model, not a curated record. The coding region runs from base 658 to 1035 and encodes 125 amino acids. NCBI's taxonomy places the organism in Eukaryota, Metazoa, Chordata, Actinopteri, Centropomidae.